AUGGCGUUAUUCGAAGAGGCCAACUGCAGUCGAAAUGCGACCGCCCCUACGGCCAGCGACGCGGGCGUCGCAGGCGCUGGUAUCCUGUUGUCCUUUAUGAUCACGGCGUUGCUCGCCAUCGUCCUAUCGAGUAGUGUAAUUUUCGCCGAAAUGCGAGGCAAGGACUCUGUCAUCCGACGGAAGCUGCUCAACGGCUACAGCGACUCUCAAAUCAUGCAAGGAAUUGGUAUCCAGAGCGUUGGGCUUGCUAAGAUGAACAGUCUCGUGCCAUAUCACUUUUUCCUCAUCUGGAUGCUGUCGCUUCUUUCCAUGGCGACUCACAACACAACGCUGCUGGCCCUCAAGCAGGAUUAUCGCCGCGAUUGGGUAAUUCGAUGGUUGCGACAGUUUCUCAUGUUUGUCAACCUGGCGCUGUCUUGCGUCUCUGGUAUCUUUGUUCUCGAAGGUGUUUCGAAAGGCUUGGACGACAAGACUCUACCUAUCGCUUGCGUGUGGAAAGUUGACGGCAACGGGGCUGCGUCGAUGGCUGGACUGUCUUAUGUUGGAACGAUCGUCGUUAUCGCUGGCAACUGCAUCGUUUUCGGUCUGGCUACUUGGUACCUCCACAGCAAGCAGCAAAGAUUCUACAAGGUCAUCCAGAUUGUCGGGCUGGUUUUGAUGACGGCCAUCGCGGUCGGUGCCGCAGUUCGCAUUAUUAUCUUGUCCCAAGCAUUUGGUAACCCAUCGAUCGAGCUGAAAGACCAGGGUGAAACCGUCUGGAGUUUCGGGCAGCUUCUGUCCUUGCUCCUUCUUAUCCUUCCGCUUGUUAAUGUGAUCGAGAUCUAUCGUGGAGAAAUCGAAGUGGCAAAGCCUUUCCGAGAUGAGCGAGCAAAAGUCUACGACGGAGAACUGCAGGACAACCCACAGGGAUCGCGAACGAAUUUGUUUCGAAAAUAG
Messenger RNA from Fusarium coffeatum, 936 nucleotides. RefSeq lists its product as uncharacterized. NCBI's taxonomy places the organism in Eukaryota, Fungi, Ascomycota, Sordariomycetes, Hypocreales, Nectriaceae. Bases 1 to 936 code for a protein of 311 amino acids. The transcript has 2 exons. The record is from RefSeq and is a predicted model, not a curated record.